GUCACAGCCACCUUGGUCCCUGCCAAGCGCCCACGUCUCUGGAGGACGCUCGGCGCCAAUGCCUUGCUCUUUGUUGGCGUGAACAUGUAUGGGGUCUUCGUGCGGAUCCUGACUGAGCGCUCGCAGAGGAAGGCGUUCCUGCAGGCCCGGAGUUGCAUCGAGGACCGGCUGAGGUUGGAGGAUGAGAACGAGAAGCAGGAGCGGCUUCUCAUGAGCCUCCUGCCCCGGAAUGUUGCCAUGGAGAUGAAGGAGGACUUCCUGAAGCCCCCCGAGAGGAUUUUCCACAAGAUUUACAUCCAGAGGCAUGACAACGUGAGCAUCUUGUUUGCGGACAUCGUGGGCUUCACAGGCUUGGCGUCUCAGUGCACGGCCCAGGAGCUGGUGAAACUUCUUAACGAGCUCUUUGGCAAGUUCGACGAAUUAGCCACGGAGAACCACUGUCGCCGCAUCAAGAUCCUUGGGGACUGCUACUACUGCGUAUCAGGCCUCACUCAGCCCAAGACCGACCACGCCCACUGCUGCGUGGAGAUGGGGCUCGACAUGAUCGACACCAUCACGUCUGUGGCUGAGGCCACUGAGGUAGACCUGAACAUGCGUGUGGGUCUGCACACGGGCAGGGUCCUCUGCGGUGUCCUGGGUCUGCGCAAGUGGCAGUACGACGUGUGGUCCAAUGACGUGACACUGGCCAAUGUCAUGGAAGCUGCUGGCCUGCCAGGGAAAGUUCAUAUCACAAAGACGACCCUAGCAUGCUUGAAUGGGGACUAUGAGGUCGAACCAGGUUAUGGACAUGAGAGGAACAGUUUCUUGAAAGCUCAUAAUAUUGAAACCUUUUUUAUCGUGCCAUCCCAUCGCAGAAAGAUAUUUCCAGGCCUGAUUCUCUCGGAUAUUAAACCGGCCAAGAGGAUGAAGUUCAAGACUGUCUGCUACCUGCUGGUGCAGCUCAUGCACUGCCGGAAGAUGUUCAAGGCCGAAAUCCCCUUCUCCAAUGUCAUGACCUGCGAGGACGAUGACAAGCGGAGGGCAUUGAGAACAGCCUCAGAAAAACUCCGAAACCGCUCGUCUUUUUCUACCAACGUUGUCUACACCACCCCAGGCACUCGUGUCAAUAGGUACAUCAGCCGCCUCUUAGAAGCCCGCCAGACAGAGCUGGAGAUGGCGGACCUGAACUUCUUUACCCUGAAGUACAAACAUGUUGAACGAGAGAAAAAGUACCACCAGCUUCAGGACGAGUAUUUCACCAGCGCUGUUGUCCUUGCCCUCAUCCUGGCUGCCUUAUUUGGCCUUGUCUAUCUUCUAAUAAUUCCACAGACUGUGGCUGUCCUCCUCCUGCUAGUGUUCUGCAUCUGCUUCCUGGUGGCCUGCGUCCUGUACUUGCACAUCACUCGGGUUCAG
Carlito syrichta (Philippine tarsier) is the source of this 1392-nucleotide messenger RNA. RefSeq names its product adenylate cyclase type 1. Gene Ontology annotation, molecular function: adenylate cyclase activity. Gene Ontology annotation, biological process: adenylate cyclase-activating G protein-coupled receptor signaling pathway; cAMP biosynthetic process; intracellular signal transduction. Lineage: Eukaryota; Metazoa; Chordata; Mammalia; Primates; Tarsiidae. The annotation marks the transcript as partial. The record is from RefSeq and is a predicted model, not a curated record. The transcript is spliced from 11 exons.